Messenger RNA from Olea europaea var. sylvestris, 4248 nucleotides. Its product is annotated as dentin sialophosphoprotein-like. The transcript has 7 exons. Bases 215 to 3874 code for a protein of 1219 amino acids. The record is from RefSeq and is a predicted model, not a curated record. Gene Ontology annotation, biological process: protein transport. Lineage: Eukaryota; Viridiplantae; Streptophyta; Magnoliopsida; Lamiales; Oleaceae.
AAACGACCUCCACAAGUCUUCUCAUUGUUAAACAAAUCCAAUUCCCAAUCAAUUUCAAAUAUCUGGAAAACCUCAAAAUCCUCACCGAUCAAAAAUUUUUUAUCGCACAGGAUCAAGAAUUUUCAAUUUCUGCAUGUACACGCCUGAAUUCUAAUGCUUUUUUGCAGCUUCGGAUAUUAAGGUUUCAAUUGGAGUUCAAUUUAAUGAAAAGAAAAUGAAGAAAUCAAAAUUACUGCAGAAUUCUAAGGACAUGCUUUCCAGGAGCUUCAAUCCUGCCAAAUGCAAGACGUCGUUGAAGCUGGCAGCUUCAAGGCUGAAGCUAUUGAAGAACAAGAAGGAAGUGCAAGUGAGACAGAUGAAGAGGGAAUUAGCGCAGUUGCUUGAGUCUGGUAACAUCCAGACUGCUCGAAUUCGGGUUGAACAUGUAGUUAGGGAAGAGAAAAUGAUGGCAGCAUAUGAUCUUAUCGAGAUUUAUUGCGAACUUGUUGUUGCUCGCAUGCCUAUCAUUGAGUCACAGAAGAACUGCCCCAUCGACCUGAAGGAAGCAAUUACUAGUUUAGUAUUUGCAUCACCAAGAUGUGGAGAUGUACCCGAACUUCUAGAUGUACGGAAACAUUUUACAGCGAAAUAUGGAAAAGAAUUCACCACAGCAGCCAUAGAGCUUCGUCCAGAGUGUGGUGUAAGCCGCAUGUUGGUUGAGAAGUUAUCUGCAAUAGCACCUGAUGGACAGACCAAAAUUAAAAUAUUGAGUGCAAUUGCAGAGGAGCACAACGUGAAAUGGGAUCCGAAUUCAUUUGGAGAGAAAGAUGGGACGCCUCACAAUGACUUGCUGAGUGGACCAAGUACAAUUGAAAACAGCAGUAAAAUGUAUGCCGGAGCUCCUCUUUUUGAAGCUUCGCAGAGCCAAUCUCCUCCUGUUAAUAAUAAGACGCAUAGUUCCCUGUUGAACUUUUCAGAGCAGGAUCCUAGAUCCUCAGUGGAGACACAAAACUCCACUUCUUCCCAAAGUUUUGGUGUCAGCUCAACACUCAAUUCCGAAGUGAGGCCUCCAGCAGUACGUGAUGAGAGGGUACAAUCAAUACACGAGGAUGCAAAUGCUUUCUCAAAGCAGAGAUGGAAUAUGGGGUUCAAGGAUGCAACUUCUGCUGCACAGGCUGCCGCUGAGUCUGCAGAACUUGCAAGUAUGGCCGCUAGAGCUGCUGCAGAACUCUCAAGCCAAGGCAGAAUUACUAGGCAGUAUUCCACAGAAUCACACAUGUCAGACGUUCAUAUUUCAAGACAUGGACCUGAAAAGUCCACUUCAAAAUUGAGCAGUGAAAAUUUUCCCGAUUAUUCUGCAAACAUGUCUUCUGGACAUAGUAGGUUAAAGAAUGAUGCUGUAGAUCAGGUUGGACAUGAUGAUAAUUUGAAGACAGGUGCUGGAAGAUUCUCUGAGGAUGGUUAUGGCAGUAGAAAGGGAUUCAGUCAGUCUGCUUCUAUAAGAUCUAAAACUUCAAUUAAUGACUCAUUGGAUCAUGAUAUCCGAGUUGUAGAGGGGUAUUCUCAGAAGAACUCAGUAAAGGAGGACGAUAUGGACAAAAUGAAUAUGAAGAAGAGCAAUGAAGGUGAAGCAAGCAUGAAGAAACAGUCUGUCUAUGAUUCUGAGAGUGCAAAUGGGUGGCACGAGAAAUAUGAGAAUUUCCCAGAGGAAAGGCUUAGGAAACAACCCAGUCAUAUUUCUUCCACUUCUCACUCCAGAAAUUUCAGCGAUGAAAACAUUUUUGCAAAUUCUGAACGGGAGCAUUCUAUCUACAAUGCUGACAGUACAAAUGAGUGGCAGGAGAAAUCUGACAAUUUCCAUGAAGAAAGGAUUAGGAAACAGCCCGGUCAUAUCUCUACCGAUUCCCAUUCUAGCAUUUUCAGGGACGAGAUCAUUUAUGCAAGUUAUGAACAUCAAAAAUUUGGAUAUGACGCUGGUGAGGAUCCUUUGGUGGGUAUUGGCAAGGGAAGAUUUGAUCAAGGUGCAUCACAGACAAGUCCUCAUGAUCUUACUUCUGCAGUAUUUGACAAAUCUGAUUCAGAUAGUGAUGAUUAUGGGUUUAAUAUGGGCAGCAACUAUGAUGAGCAGGAGACGGAAGUUCAUUUUUCAUCAUCAGGCAAGAAAUCACCUAAGUACUCUCCUAUAAAACAAGAUGCUUGGAACCCUAGAACUAGCUCAAUCAAAUUCGUUGAGAAUUCCACUUCAUCACUAUUUUUCACAGAUGAUCAUACAUCCCCUGAGUUCCCUGAUAAUUUUGUGCCUGUGACCUUUGAUGAUUCCGAUGGCCCAUAUUCUGACAGUGAUGAACAUAUGGAUAAGUUUGGUCAUAUUGGGACUAAAGAUUCUACAUAUCUUCCAAGUAUACAAAAUAACAUUCCAAAAUCAGUUAGACCAUCAUUAAAAGAGAUAAGAUCUGAAGGAAAACAACGGUCACUUUUCUCUGAUGACAAAGUCAAGUCUGAGGAACAUAUGGAUGGGUUUGAUCCUGAUGAAACAAAAGAUUCUCUAAAUCUUCCAAGUAGACAAAAUAAAAGUUCUCAAUCAGUUAGAUCAUCAUUUAAGGAGAAAGGAUAUUCAGGAAAUAACAGACAACAACGAGCGUUUCUCUCUGAUGAUGAAGUCAACUUCGAGGAAGUCCAUGGGGAAAACAACCAAGGUGUUAAAUUUGAUGCUGUUUCUCCAAAAAUAUUUAGUUCCAAGGAGUCUUUCGCUAAUCAGCCUUCUCCAGGACCUGAAAAAUUUAAGUUGGGCUCAGAAGAUACUGGCAGCAAAUUGAAUUUAGAGAGCGGGAAUGGGCUGAAUUUUGGAAAGCUCACUGGUGGAUUUCGUCACAAGGGUAAUAUCCCUCCCCCUUACUUGAAGAGUCGAUUGGAUAAUCCAUUAUCGUUGAAGAAAAAAGCUGAGGAGACGGUUCCUGUAGAUGCUGCUUCCCCUACUGUCGAGAGUUCCAGGUUAAGCACAAAGUUAGAUGAUAAGAAAAGCAUGAGAGGACGAGAUCCCCAGCCUGAUAUGGAUAUCGACAGUUCUGAAGAAGAAACGUCUCAAAAGGAGACAUCAGGUCACAGACAAGAAUCAUAUAUUCAUAGUGCAGGCAACGCAGUUAAGAAAAAGUCAAUUUUUGGACCUCCAGUUUCGGUUUUUGGUUCUUAUAAUAGUGAUUCGGAUGAAGAUAUUCCAAAAAAUUCCCUCAAUAGGAAAAGCCAUCUGCAAAGUGGAAUUUCUCGUAGGACAAAAGCUUCUUAUCCUAAGACGCAGCCUGAUUCUGAUUCUGGAAAGGGAAGGAAAGUAUUGACCUCUUCUAGUACUGAAACUCCUCAAGAAUCUCCGUCACAAACACGAAACUCUGAUAAUAGGGAAAAUCUCAAGCAGCCCACCGCAGCAAAAGUGACUUCUAAGCCCACUUCUUAUCCUACGACUCAUCUUGAUUCUGGUUCUGGAAUCGAAAGAAAACCCUCAAGCUCCUACAAUAUUGAAACUACACAAGAAUCUCGGUCCCAAACAAAGAACUCCAAUACAAGGGAAAUUCUGGAGCACCCCACCUCAGCAGAAGUGGCUUCUAAGCCCAUGAACUUGAAUUUUUCCAGAGCUUAUGAUCGUCCUACUCAAGCAAAACCAGCUUCUACCACAAUGCAGGAGUCGAAGAUCUCUCAUAAGUCAUCUGAUAUAGAUCAACCAUCUAGUUCUCAGCCAAGGAAAGAGGCAACGGAUAGUAGUGAAAACCAAAAACCAACAUUGAGUAAGACUUAUUCAAAUAUUGUAGACAAUGCGAAGCAAGCUAGUCAUGUUCAUCCAAAGCUCCCCGACUAUGAUACUAUAGCUGCUAAAUUACUAUCUCUUCGGCAGAAUCGGCAAUGAUAUAUAUAUUUUUUUAAUCUCAAGUCUUUUGUUACAUGUCAUUCUUUUCUAUGCACUGCAUUGGCUUUAUUACAGGUAUAAAGUUGAUGUUUAUAUAUACUUUUGAAAACAGAACCAGUCUCUGUCUGUUGUCACAUGAAAGAUACGCAUUUUCUUUAUUCUUUAGGUUGUCUAAAUCGCAUUGCUCAUACAUUGUGCUAUUGUAAUACUAAGCUUUCAUUCGAGAGAUUUGAGUUGGCUGGUGCAUAAAGAGCUAGAUUGUUUGAACUUCAGUUUGAAACACAGUUUUGUUAAAUAUGAAUCAAAAUAUUAUUGUGUAAUACUGUACGACUCCAUUGUAUCUUCAUUAACACUUAUCUGAACAUGGCUUUGAA